GGAGAAAAGUUGCUUCUGGUUGCAGUAGGAGUUGUCAGAGACAAGAUCUUAUCAAUCAUGCCCACAACAUGAGAAGGGAAGGGAUGGUAAAGGUGGAAACCUCUUCACAGGUCUAAUAAUUGCAAGAUAUUGAUGGCCAAAGAUUGAAGCUUUGAAUGAGCAAAACUGUGAUCGUUAUUGCGAUCAAACGACAAGCAGAGUUGGCUGUCACCAACAACAACACGAUGACUUAGAUCAUGCGCAAAUGAUUGAGUAAUCCACAGCCUCCUCCCAUCUUCUGACACCUCUUUGAGAGCGAUCGCCAACUUCCAGCGCACCAUCUGAGACGCACGAUUCAAGCCGCAGCAGAUCAUCAAAGAGAAGAGGAAAGAGAAGGAGAGAAUCCCCAGCCGAAUCAAGCUCACUGAGAUAGACGAUUUGGGGAGGUCGGAGCGCCUCCGCCGUCACCGGCUUCCACAGAUUACUGUUGUUUUUCUUGCCGCGUUUCCCUUCCCUCUCCCAAAACGCUGACCUUUUUCUCCCGCAGUUGGAGGCGGGCCCCUCUCUGGGGCCCGCCUUCCCCAGGUGGAGGUGAGAAGGGUCGUGCUUCUCGGUUGAGUAAAGUAGUCUUUUUGUGUGUCUGAGAGACAGCGAGAGAGAGAGAGUCAAAGGGACGGUGAGAUUUGCCGUGGAAGGCGAGUGCGGUGGUCACGCCACCCUCGCCCGCAAAAUCUAGGAUUCUGUGGGGAGCCGAAUUAGUUGUUUCUUCUCCGAAAUCAUCAAGGAUCCUCGAUCUAGGUGGAUUCCAACGAUUGCACCUCCUUGACGAGGAAUUUUUGUUGGGAUCGAGAGGUACGCUGUGAAGGCUUCUGGAUUCUUCUUUGGUGAUUCUGGGGGAUCGGGAAGGCUUGUGAGGGCUACUGCGGCAGAAAGCUUCGAGCUUUCGUGGUUUUUAUAGGUUUUUUUUUUUCUUCUGGGGGGUGUUCGAGUUUGCUAGGUGGCCACGGUGGUCGUUGAUGAUGGCGAUGGUGGAUGGGGAGUAGGAAAGGCGGGGUCGGCGUGGAAGACGGUAAGCGAGCGGCGAGCGGGAUGCCGAGCUUCGUUUCCUCACCGGUGGCUCAGAACAUAGUCGCGGAGGGGAACACUAAGCAUCCAUCUAGAGUUUCUGACUUUGGCAUGCUUGAGCAAUCUGUCGGGCGCAACUUAGAAGCAGCUGCUGAUUUCAUCAGAAAUCCUGAAGUUAAUCCAAAACCUAGUGUUCAAACCAGUAUUUCUGGUCCUUCUCAUUUUGAUAAUUUUAGUAAACCUCUUGGAAUCAGUAAUAUUUCUACAUCGACAGCCAGAGUUGGAUCGUCGACGGUGCCCCUACACAAGGGGCAGCGACCUCAUCUGGUUUCACUUGCUAGUGGUCAGUUUGAAAACUGGGGUGAGACCACAAUGGCAGAUGCUAGCCCGAGGACAGACGCUUCAACAGAUGUGGAUGCUGGUGACAAAAAUCAUAAGCCAAAAAGAGGGCAACUUGCUGCAAUAGCAACUUCUGAUUCUAGUGACAAGACCAAGGAGAAAACAGGGGAUCAAAAGACACUUCGUCGACUUGCACAAAAUCGUGAAGCUGCCAGAAAGAGUCGGCUAAGGAAAAAGGCAUAUGUACAACAACUAGAGGGUAGCAGGCUGAAACUUACUCACAUUGAGCAGGAGCUUCAACAUGCUCGACAGCAGGGAAUUUUUAUUUCUAGCUCAGGAGAUCAAUCCCAUGCAAUGAGUGGAAACGAGGGGUUGGCUUUUAACAGUGAAUAUGCACGAUGGCGAGAAGAGCACAAUCGGCAGAUCAGUGAACUCAGGACUGCCGUGAAUGCACAUGCCAGUGAGAAUGACCUCCGUGCUAUUGUGGAUGGCAUCAUGGCACACUAUGAUGAGAUUUUUAAGCUCAAGGGCACUGCUGCAAAAGCAGAUGUCUUUCACAUGUUAUCAGGCAUGUGGAAGACACCUGCCGAGAGGUGUUUCCUGUGGCUAGGAGGUUUCCGCUCAUCUGAACUCCUAAAGCUUCUUACAAGUCAGCUAGAGCCACUUACAGAGCAGCAAUUGAUGGGUCUGUGCAAUCUCCAGCAAUCCUCUCAGCAGGCCGAGGAUGCUCUCUCGCAGGGGAUGGAGGCACUGCAGCAGUCUUUGGCAGAAACAUUGGCUGGGUCUCUUGGCUCCUCGGGGUCUUCAGGCAACGUUGCGAACUACAUGGGUCAGAUGGCUAUGGCCAUGGGGAAACUUGGGACUCUCGAAAAUUUCCUUUGCCAGGCUGACAACCUGCGGCAACAGACUCUACAACAAAUGUGUCGGAUACUAACUACUCGUCAAGCUGCACGAGCACUUCUUGCCAUCAAUGACUACUUCUCACGGCUUCAUGCCCUGAGCUCUCUUUGGCUUGCUCGGCCUCGUGAGUAAGGAGACAGAUAACGUUGCUUCCACAAUCUUACGACCUACUCCGAAGGUUCCAUUGCAGAUAUUGCUAAAUCAACUGGCUAAUUGGAUCUAAUUGUUACGGUUCGAUGGCGGCUAUGAAUCAGGAGAUCAUGUAUAGUCAUCAUGCCAUCACCUCUCUUUUUUCUUUUGCUUUGUAAGCUUAACUUGAUAUUUCACCAUUGUGUAUUGACUGUAGUUGUAUAUCUUUAACAAAAGUAUUGUAAUGAUAGAUCUAAAUGGUUUGCUAA
Molecule: messenger RNA, 2681 nt
Organism: Musa acuminata AAA Group (dessert banana)
Lineage: Eukaryota; Viridiplantae; Streptophyta; Magnoliopsida; Zingiberales; Musaceae
Product: transcription factor TGA2.3
Exons: 12
Coding region: 1012-2415 (467 amino acids)
Biological process (GO): DNA-templated transcription; regulation of DNA-templated transcription
Molecular function (GO): DNA-binding transcription factor activity; sequence-specific DNA binding
Source: RefSeq, a predicted model, not a curated record